UCUAGUUUCUAAGGACAUCUUGCUUUCCAGACACAACCCGAUGCGCGCGUUGGCACUGAAAAUAUCUCCAUUCAGAAGCGCAUCUGUUUCACGCCACGUCUCGGAAGGACGGGCAGACGAUCAUACCCUCCAGUACAACGCCACACAUAAAGUGGCCUGUUCGAGCACUCACUCACAGCAUCAACUGACGGACGUAUGGACCGCAAGUGGAUCCGGAUGUAUCUGCCAAUUCUAUACUCGGAAUGGAGCGAGCGAAAUGAGCUUUUGCAUUUGAAUAGCAAUUCUCGUUCCAGAAUCUAGCCGCGGAGUGGAGUGUGCUUACUUAGAACGAAGGCUCCAACUUCUGAGACACCAACCAUCUCAUGAAGGCUUGACGAGCAUGUCGAGUGAAGCUGAGAGACCCUUGGAGCAUUGAUGUUUGGACAUGCAAUAUUCUCGGAACAUAAACUGCUCUGACCUCUGCACAUGCACGGGGUCCAGGACCCUCGAGUACGUACAUACGAGCGAAAGACGAAUCGCUACUUUUCUUCUUUUGGAGAUGCGAUCCCUGUCUGCUCGAGUUGCAAAAGUGGAGGAGCGAAUUAUCAUGCCUGGUCUAUCGAUUGGGACCUGCGAAGACCACCAAAAAGACUCGAGGCUUCUGAACGGGAAGGACUCGAGGUCUACGCAGGGCCUAGGAGGAGGAAGAGAACUUCAUACCCAAAGGGCGUCAUGAAGCACCGGCUUCGCUCAUCUGCUGCUGGCCCAAGGUUGUAUCUGACGCAUCCAUCAUACUUACGAUGAGAGGAGCGGUUGUACAAGCUCCGAAACAAGCAAGGCAUCAUCAACAAGCCAGGCUCUCUGAGCAUCAUAGCUCUCAAGCCUUGCCUGGAGACUGUAGAGGAAUGUUUCGGGUCCAAGGUCAGGGAAAGAAAGACGAAAAGACUAAGUCAGCUGUUGUUGCUGCAAGUGGCUCGGUGGCCCCAGGAUCAUGGCCUCGAGAGUCCUGAUCCAGCGCCAGGCAUGCAAAACCAGGAUUCAUGGUGGCUAAAUUUGCAAUUCUCGGACCGGACUUGGGUCGGGGGGGGGGCUUGGACUUCCCAUCUAACGGACGGGCUCCUUCCGCCAUCGUACAGUCCUCACGUCUCGAGGGCCUGGGUCCGGGACAUAAUGCAGACAAUGCACAAUGAAAGCUUGCAAAAUUGCCCCCGGGGCUGAAGGAGGGAGAUGCAGACCGAGUGACUGGCCGCAGGAUGAGAAAGAGCACAACAAUGUUCGAUGAUCGCUAGCUCUCUCUCUCUCUCUCGCAGCCUGAGGGGCGGUCGAGAGUUCUCUUGGUCACAUUGCAUCGUUACGACUUUAGCACAUGAUUACGAGGAUGGGACUUUUCGAGAAGAUCGUCAUCUAUCGAUGUCACGGAGUACCAGACUUUUUGUUGGCUCGUAACGACUGCUGUAGAUUCGCGGACUGGCCUCGAGGUCUAUGUAGGACGUACGACGGUGAAUAAACUGGAGAAAAGAUGCAGCAACAAGUUUGAGUGCUGCACGGACGCACGACGACCAAUUCAGACCACGGAUCAAGGUUUUGGAACAUGUGCGGCUUAAUGGGGAAUCUGACAAGCGAGCUCCUGGUGUUGCCUGCCGACAACGCAGUAUUGUCUUGCGCAUCAUCAUCCCAAUACUUCUACUUCCUGAUUGAGCCUUGUACAUCGAUUAGAGCAUCUAGGUCACCUUGCGUCAAGCGAGAGCUCCAUCUCCAUCUCCAGCUUCAAGUCGGAACAGCAAACUCUAGCGCCUGCUGAAUUACUGAAUGAAUGAAUGGAGGGAUCGAGGGAUCGAGGGAUCGAUGGCCAAUGUUAUUCACGUGGCGUCCUUGCAAGAGUCUUGUGUGGGCCAUCUUUUGGCGCAUGCAAUGGAAUUGUUAUUGUUUUUGGGGUAAUUAUGUCCUCGCCGUUGGCUUGGCGGAGAAAGAAAGAGGUGCACUGCAGAACAACAACGCUCUAGCUAUGGCAGCCCGUCCUCGUCGUCGUCGGUCUGGUCGUCCGGUCUGGGCUGCUCGGCAUCGCAAUCAACGUGACUCGCUCGCUGCCUCGGUCGCAUGUCGGAUCGGAUCCCUCGUUCCGAACGCGAAUCGCGCACGAAAUGGCCCCGAAUUUCAAGCGGAAUGCCCUCUCGCUUUGUUUGUUUGUUCGCUGCUGCCCGGCCUCACUGAAAUUCGUCGGAUCGAAAGAGGGCGCAUUUCGAGAAAGCCGUGCUUUCGCAAAUUCGCAGCAGGUCCGUUUUCAUGCCAGGCAUGGAUCGAGGAAGAAAGUCGUUCGUUCGUGCGGACCCUCGAAAAGAAAGAAAAAUCGUUCCUCGAAUCCAAUCACUGCGGUCGAAUAAUAAUGCACGUCCGUCCGAGAGCCUCGAGGCAGCAGCCUUCGUCGUCGACGACAGUACACAGCUCGCGGCCAUAUCUGCAGAUGCCCUCAACGACGACUUGCGAAACCUCGCUGCUCGACGACUGCAAGUCCGCCAUGAACCUUGAAGGGGAGCCUGCCGGGGACGCAGUCGCCGCGACACUCGAUCGAUCGACGACGACGGGGCAGGCCUGGAGCGAGGGAGGGCAAGAAUCCGGGCGCUGACAAGGUGGUACUGGGGGGAGAUGAUCAAAGGGUAGUUCCAUUGUACCGGAGUCAGGAAAGGACUAUUACAGCGCUUCUGGAGCAAUGGCCAGAAAGGUGGAAGGGAGAGGGGGGAGAGGGGGGUGGGGGGCCUAAGAUAUUAUGCAUGCCAUGCACACAUCGAGAGCUCGGGGCUCCGGGCUUGCGAAAUUACGAGGGGGCGGGAGGGGGAGGAGGGGCGGGCACUCACUUAGUGCCGCAGAGCGUCGAAUCUUAGCGUAACGUCACACCUACGCCGCCCGUACCGCUCGCUGCGAUCUAGCAAAGGGGGAGGGAGGGAGGGAGGGGGGCCAGGAGCAGAUCCUCGCAGCGCGCGAUGGCUCGACGAUGAUGGUG
This is a messenger RNA of Marchantia polymorpha subsp. ruderalis, 2977 nucleotides long. The record is from the annotation of a GenBank genome assembly. NCBI's taxonomy places the organism in Eukaryota, Viridiplantae, Streptophyta, Marchantiopsida, Marchantiales, Marchantiaceae.